Molecule: messenger RNA, 2757 nt
Organism: Giardia duodenalis
Lineage: Eukaryota; Fornicata; Diplomonadida; Hexamitidae
Product: Kinase, NEK
Exons: 1
Coding region: 1-2757 (918 amino acids)
Biological process (GO): protein phosphorylation
Cellular component (GO): cytoplasm
Molecular function (GO): protein binding; protein serine/threonine kinase activity; ATP binding
Source: RefSeq, a predicted model, not a curated record
AUGAGCAGACCUGGCUUGUAUAUAGGGCAAGUUAUUUACAACUACCGAGUCUUAGAAAAGAUUGGUACGGGGAGGUUUGGGACUGUCUAUCGCGUCCAGAGAGUGGGUACAAACAAGCUUUUUGCACUGAAAUACAUAGACCUCAAAAUGAGCACAGAGAAAGCCAGAAGGCUGCACAUGCGCGAACUACAGUUACUGCCGUAUCUUAAGCAUCGCAACGUCAUAAACUGCUGUGAGGCACACUUAGACAACAAUAUGACCGCGUAUUUGUUCAUGGAGCUUGCAAUUAGCGAUUUGAGUAGCCUCUCUAGGACGUGUGCAGCGGCCUAUGCACCUGAUUAUGAACAGCAUAUCUGCAGAAUCAUUGCUGACGUAGCUUCUGGGCUGCACUACCUCCACACCUAUCAUACCAUGGAAGCUGUCUGUGGACAACCAAUCGCUGGGCCCACACCAACAAAGAUAGUUCACCGCGACAUCAAGCCCGAGAACCUCCUUCAGAUGGCCGACGGCACAGUGAAGAUAGCCGAUUUUGGAAUCAUUGGGCAGUUGAAUGUAGAGGAGAUGCUCUCCACAGGAGUCGGCACAAUCCGGAACUGUGCGCCAGAGAUCUUCAAGCUUCUCAAGUACACAGAGAAGAUAGAUAUAUGGGCUCUGGGAUGCGCCAUUUAUCGGUUUUGUCAUGGGACUGAUAUCUUUAGUCAGCCCCAAAAGGCCACUACGCUGUCAAGGGUGCGGGAAAGCAUGCUUCAGCAACAUUCUGCCCUGGCCGACGGAAGAAUAGCCUUUGAGUUUCGCGGUUUUUCUCAAGAGCUAUGCAAUUUAGUGAAGAGCAUGUUUGCCAUAGAUCCCAGCCAGCGUCCCAGUGCCUAUGAGAUUCUUUGUCAUCCUCUUAUUAACAGGUGGGUGUACAGAGAACGCUAUCUGGACUAUAACAUCCACAAUGACAUCCCAGCAAUCGCCGGUUAUCACGACUUUCAUUUAAUUGAAUGUACACAUAACAGCAAUAUCUAUAAAGCAGUAUCUAGUCACACAAGGCAGCCUGUGGUGGUAAAGCGGAUUCAAUUAGAAGACUCUGGGCAUGCUCGCUAUUUGCAAGAUGUUGAACUGCAAAUUAGUAGAGAGAUCGCCAAAGGGACGUGGAACAAUCUUCUUGGUACCAUAUUGGAUGUAAUAGAUCCGAUAGAAGUGCAUCCUGGGUGCCAAGAGGCAUACAUAGUUAUGGAAUACUAUGAGCGGGGAGACUUGAACGAAUACUGCAGAGUAGCAAAUAUAACAAACGAGCAACUGGCAGAAGAUUAUAUUUUAGUGAUUAUGGCUUCCAUUCUGGAAGCCUUGGCAUUUCUUCAUACACCGAACGCUGCACUUAAUAAGCCUGCUAUUAUUCAUAAAGACGUUAAGCCAGGUAACAUCCUCUUGACCUCAUUUGGUAGCGUGGUACUCAUUGACUUUGGAUCCGCCACCGAAUUGGAAGGCGACUUUCAUGAGAGAGACGACUUCAUUACAGGCUCAUUGAUGUACAUGGCACCAGAGUUGUUGCGAGGAGAAAGAUAUAACGAAAAGGUUGAUAUCUGGUCUCUCGGAAUGACUGCCUUGUUCCUUUGCGAAAGCCACUAUCUAGUUGUUGGAUCUACGGCCGGCGCAAUACUAAGUAGCAUAGAGAGUAUAUUUCGUAGUGACUAUAGGAUACCAAGUAGAUAUAGUGAUGGGCUUAACUCCUUGAUCAUGAUGAUGCUCCAAUGUGAUGUGCAGGAACGACCCUCGGCGCAGGCUCUGUUGAAGCACCCUCUGAUUGCCGCUAACAGACCAAACUCUUCAGUGGACAGACACGGGAAGUGUCCAGUGAUUCGUGCCAUCGAAGCUCGUAAGGAAAUAACACACUCCUUAGCGACACGCUAUCCAGACACAGUGGAUUCCUCAGGGAUGUUUGCCUUAGCGCAUGCUGCAAAGUACUGGGACUCAGCCGCCAUUCGCAUCCUAUUGGAUAUCCAGAAGAAGAUGGUGACACUUCACAAGCAAUUCACACCCCUAAUGGUAUUUCUCUUAUCAUUACAACUAUCUCGUGAGAAAGAUGUGGUGAGCAAUCUCGAAAAGAUUGAGGAGUGCUUUGAACUUUUAGUACCCUCAUUUGCUCGACUUCAAGAUGCAACGGGGUAUACAGCCCUCAUGUGGACUAUCCGUCUAUAUACGCAGAUUAAAGAAUCCGGCACACCAGAAUCAACUACCUGCGAGGUGCUUCUGAAGUUUAUUCCGCGGCUUAUCCAAAUGGAGCAAGGGGUGGUUCGAUCGACUGGAGGCACGGCUCUCAUGUUAGCCGCGGAGCUGGGAUGUCUCGAGGCCGUUGAAGAGUUUGUCCGUAUGAACGCAGAGCUCGGCAUGCAGAAGCCCAAUGGAGUCACGGCGCUAAUGAUUGCAAUCAGAAAAGGGCAUAACAGCAUCGUCAAUCUUUUGGUUGAGCGGGAGCACUCACACACAGUAACUGAUCCUCCAGGGUUCACCGCCCUCAUGCUCGCUGUGUUGGCCCAGAACACUAAGGCGGUGGAGCGCCUACUGGCAUUCGAGGCACAGAGGGCAACAAACGACGGGGUGACCGCAUUGAUGAUCGCCGCGGAGAUAGGCAAGUCGGAAAUACUCGAUCUUUUAGCUCCAGCAGAAUACGGCCUACUAGACAAAAACCACAAUACAGCCGUGGACUAUGCGUGUAGUAAUGAAGUGGGGAUUUAUCUACAGAGAUAUGCCAAGGGUGAUAGUAACCUAUAG